UUGCAGAGAGUAAGGUGCUGAUUCGACUCACCCCUCAGUUGCUGGACCAGGUGGUCCUGUCGGACCGGCUGACGUGGGACGGGCUUUACAUAGCAAGAGAUCGAAUAUCGAGAUGGAACCGUUUCUUGAUUUGUACCUGGAAAAAUUGAUCACUGCUGAAAUCACCAAAAUGUACACCGCUUCUUACUGUGAAGGAAAAUUCGACAGAGAUGCGGGUUUUGUGCACGGAUACAAGCUAGUUCUAGAACGAAUAUGGUAAUUUAUUGCCCGCAAAUCCAUAUAAAAAGUUGUUGGACAGUUCAAAGAUCCGCAUCUGUUUUACCCAACGCCCCCUCCUCCAUUCCCAACGCUCCUCAUUGUCGGCUGCUAGGGCUUCUAGCCGAGGCGAUUGGAAUCCAAACUUUGUUUUUUUUUUGUGGGUACACCUCGUCACUCUUCGGUUGUGUCAUACGUUGCCAACAGCCAUCACACCCAUUACACUCGAAUACUACCGGCCACAACAGAAUGUUGCCAGCAGGGGAACGUGGUGCAGGGGCAUGCAGCACGACCGACAGUGAACCCCAGGUGCCUCCACCUGGGUUUCAUUACCCCCCAUGGCUUGCCUUGUGUGGCAGUCAUGAGCACGUUUUAGAGCCCGAUUGGGCUCUAAAAACGGUCGUCGAAGCGCCUAUCGAGGUGCUCUUUCCGAACAUGCCGGUCGGCAUGAUCAACGCCUACCGCUGGGAAUACUUCCAUGCCAAGGUGUGCCUAAUCUGCCAGGAGAUUAGGAGGCGCUUCCGGGAGCAUGAGAAGCGCAAAAGGCAACAGUUGAUCACGGAGUGAUCAACUCGCCUUAGAGCGAACCGAAAUAGGUAGGGACGCCGAUGCUUCAAGUUGGUGCCCCAUUUGGAAUGGCCUCCUCCCGCUCGGUGCCACAAGGCAGCGCCAUACCCUAGCGUAUACGUUGUAUCAUCAUCGAGAUCAGCACCUUGGGAGGAGAUUGCCGGUGAUCCUCUUUUCUC
Cantharellus anzutake is the source of this 1001-nucleotide messenger RNA. RefSeq lists its product as uncharacterized. The record is from RefSeq and is a predicted model, not a curated record. Bases 253 to 822 code for a protein of 189 amino acids. The transcript has 6 exons. Lineage: Eukaryota; Fungi; Basidiomycota; Agaricomycetes; Cantharellales; Hydnaceae.